AUGCCUGCAGUGGACACCGACGUGAAUACAGUGAAGUUCUUCAAUCUGGAAAGGUUCAGGAACUGGAGCUUCCCGGCUGGACGGUGGAAGGAUCCAGAGCCCACCCAGAAACUUCAAGCAGCUGAGCUAGAAGAUUCUCAGGAACUGCAACACGGCCUGCAGGGGCCCUUCACCACUGCUGGCCUGGUGGGGCCAGUGCCUGUGCCCCAAAUCCCCGCUGACCAGGGAGGAGUCACCAUGUGCUCUGAGACCAGCUCCAGGUACACGGGCAUGCUGCUCUUGCCCCUGGCCACUGCUGCCAUCAUCGCCAACCUCCUGCUGUACUUUCCCAAUGGGCAGGUGCUGGAGCCUGCCAAGAUCACAGACUUGGUCUGGUUUUUCCACGGCUUUCUUGGAGCUGGACUCUUGGUUAUGGUGCCAGCGCUAAUGCUGUUGAGAGGAGGUGGAGGGGGCUGCUGUGCCCACAGAUGUGGGAUGCUGUUCCCUGUGCUUCUGGCCAUACAGGGCACUAUGGGGGCUGUGUACUGCGUGAUCAUUUCUUCACUGGGUUUGCUCAGCGGCCCCUUCUGUGACACAGGCAGUGGAAACUACACCUACCCGUUCAGGAAUGACAGCCUCGAGGACAACUACUUAUUCAACCAGCCCUCCUGGGCCACGUGCCGAGAGCCUGAGCACAUCGUCCUGUGGAACGUGGUCCUGUUCUCCAUCCUCUUAGGGAUCGGCGUGGUCGAAGCCCUGCUCUGCCUUAGCCAAGUCGUCAGUGGGCUCUGUGACGUCUACUGUGGUACCUGCAUCCGAAAAGGACAGGUGAACAUAACUGGUCUGUAA
Miniopterus natalensis is the source of this 828-nucleotide messenger RNA. RefSeq names its product transmembrane 4 L6 family member 1-like. NCBI's taxonomy places the organism in Eukaryota, Metazoa, Chordata, Mammalia, Chiroptera, Miniopteridae. Gene Ontology annotation, cellular component: membrane. The record is from RefSeq and is a predicted model, not a curated record.